CUUGUUGAUAUGGCCGUCGUCGAGGAGUUCGAUUAUCUGUGCCGUUUGUGCGCGACCAAAACUGGCAUCCUGAUGGGAUUGCCGAUUUUCGAGGCCGGCGAACAAAUGCGCAACAUCGACAAGAAGAUAGCAGCUUGUCUGCCGGUUCAGGUGUCAUUGACAGAUCAGUUACCCAAAGUAGUUUGCGAAGAAUGUGCGUUUAAAUUAGAUCAGCUGUUUGAUUUUCGUGAAAAAUGUCUACAUACAGAAGGAAUGUUUAUGGAAAUGUUGAAAGAAAUUAAAGACGAAGCUGUGCAUAUAUCAGAGCAUCAUUUGGCAAGAGUGAAUAAUAUAGGCACUGUUCGGAGAAACUUGAACAACAUACAGAUUAAUAACGAAAAUGUACAAAGUCAUUCAGCUAUACCUCAUGAGACUGUGGAACCCACCAUGCAUACAAUGCAAGUAAUAGAUGAAAUGGAUUUAGCUGGUGGCGAACAAGUGGUUACUCAGGAAGAGAUAGGGCAACAAGACACUGACAUUCAAGUGGCGGGCAUUGACUGUUUAGAUGGCGAUACUGUAAGAAUGGUCGAUGAACAUAUACGAGAAGUUUCAAACCAUCAGAUUGCAAUGCAUUUGGAGAGUGAUAUGACUGUAGUGGGAAAUUUGGAUGGUCAUUUGAGUCAGUUAGGCAUAAAUUAUGUUACUUCUAUCAGUCCUGAAGAUCAAACACAAGAACAGAUAGUGCAUUAUUGUGAAAAUGUAAAAUAUGAGGCAGAACCAAUAAAACAGGAAUAUCGUAGAUUACAAAAUAGAUUAACUACAGAAGAUUCGCAACAUGUACUUGAAAAUAAUGUAUCGACGGAUAAUUUUGGCUCUUCUCAAACUAACGCAGAAGCCGAGAUAGAAGAAUCUUGUAUGAACGAAAAUGAAAUUCGCGAACAUGUUGAUUCAAAAUUCGUAAAUGCUUUACCAUCUACAAGUCAGAUAAAUGACAUAUCUUGCGAAAUAAUGGUUAAAUACACAAAGGAAUCGAAGCACGCGUUGCUAGAAUCUGCGCUCAAUAAUCCUACCAUGGACGAAACUGGUUCUCAUUGGUAUAUGUGCCCCUUCUGCAACGAAGCAACUUUAGAAACAACCAGUCUAGCCACACAUUUCGAGCAACAUUUCUGUCGCUGUUGCUGCGAUUCAUAUUUUACCAGCGUCGAGAUGUUAAAUUUACAUAAGGAGCAGUGUAUUGUAUAUAAAGAUAAACUAGUCGAUAAGAAAAAGAAAGACAUACAAUUGAACAUAGCGACACCGUCGCGAGAGAAAAGUGGCAAUCAAGAAGAGCAAAAGAAACAAUCACCGACAGCGAAACGAAAAUGGACCGCGAAAACAUGCGACGAAUGCGGCAAGCAGUACAGAACGAAUUAUAAACUGCAAGAGCACAUGCGCAAGCAUACGGGCGAGAAACCGUUUCAAUGCACGACAUGCGAGAAGGCAUUUCGCAGCAAAAUUGGUCUUGCACAGCACACGGCCACGCAUACGGGUCAAUUUGACUACAAUUGUUCCACUUGCGGUAAGGGAUUCCAGUGUAAGAGCUAUCUCAUUGUACAUCAAAGAGUGCACUCGGACGAGAAGCCGUAUCCAUGCAAUACAUGUGGCCAGAACUUCAAAACGAAGCAAUCAUUAUUAGACCACGAGAACCGUCAUCUCGGCGUGAAGCCAUACAUGUGCGAGAUCUGCGGCCGUGGUUUCAUCACCAAAGGCCUGUGCAAAAGUCAUCAGAAGAUACACUCGGGCACAGACAAUCGCCAAUAUCCGUGCGCAGUGUGCAACAAGAUGUUUGUCAGCAAAAGUUACCUCAAUACGCAUCUACGCAUUCACACAGGUGAGAAGCCGUAUCUAUGCGAGGUGUGCGGAAAAGGAUUCCUGACACGAGUUGAUCUCAAGAUUCAUUCGACCAUGCAUACCGGCGAAAAGAGCUUCAAAUGCGAAAUGUGUGGAAAGGUGUUUGCCCGACGUGCGGCGCUACGCUGUCAUCGACGAUCGCAUACGGGUGAACGUCCUUACAGAUGCGAUGUUUGCAAUAAAACAUUCACACAGUUCAGUCCGAUGGCUAUUCACAAGCGUUUGCACACUGGUGAACGGCCGUACAAAUGCGACGCGUGUGGCAAAGGCUUUGUGUCCAGGUCAACCAUGAUGUGCCACAGAAAGAAGCAUCACGAUACAACGACCGCCGUGCAAAAGGAUGUGCCUACAAACGAAGACGGGGAGAUCAAAAUCAUUCUCUCGUCCGAUAUCAUGGUCAGAGAUUCACACGACGGAAUUCAAAUCAGCGUAGAUUGAAGAAGUUGCAAAGAUGACAUACGAAUUUCGCGAGAAUCCGCGAUAAGGUGCAAAGUUCCGGAGUGCUAAGGAAAUUUCAUCCGCAUUUGUUACAUAACAAACUGCUUUCGUCUCACCAUAGUGUAUUCUCUCUACCAAUGUAUAUUCAAAAACUUUAUAUAAAACUAUUUUUACAAGAAACAGAGUUCUGUAUGAAAAAGCUAUUAGAAGUUAAAUUGGAUUAUUGAUGCGACACAUAUGAUUUUACAUGUUCUCUACAACUGUAUCAUUUUUUAAAUUCUUUUUGAAGCAACAUAUUGUAAUUUCAGAUAAUGUAAAUAUAAAUCUUUUAUAUCAAUUUUUCUGUAUUGUUUUUUAAUACAUUGUAAAAGUCUAACAAUUGUUUUUCGAAUAACUAGGAUAAACAA
Molecule: messenger RNA, 2714 nt
Organism: Cataglyphis hispanica
Lineage: Eukaryota; Metazoa; Arthropoda; Insecta; Hymenoptera; Formicidae
Product: zinc finger protein ZFP2-like
Exons: 4
Coding region: 10-2307 (765 amino acids)
Biological process (GO): negative regulation of transcription by RNA polymerase II; regulation of immune system process; regulation of cytokine production
Cellular component (GO): nucleus
Molecular function (GO): DNA-binding transcription factor activity, RNA polymerase II-specific; zinc ion binding; RNA polymerase II transcription regulatory region sequence-specific DNA binding
Source: RefSeq, a predicted model, not a curated record